Molecule: messenger RNA, 1845 nt
Organism: Verticillium nonalfalfae
Lineage: Eukaryota; Fungi; Ascomycota; Sordariomycetes; Glomerellales; Plectosphaerellaceae
Exons: 11
Coding region: 1-1845 (614 amino acids)
Biological process (GO): carbohydrate metabolic process; pentose-phosphate shunt, non-oxidative branch
Cellular component (GO): intracellular anatomical structure
Molecular function (GO): transaldolase activity
Source: RefSeq, a predicted model, not a curated record
AUGCCUUCUCAGCUUGAAGACCUUCGCAAGGCGAGCAAGAUCAGCUGUGACACGCUUGACGUCCAAGUGGCCAAAGGGCUCGGUCCCUUCGUGGAUGUCACUUCCAAUCAGGCUAUCGCUGCAGGGGAGCUCGCUCGCACUGCGCCUGAUGGUACCCUCAUUCACGAACAGCUCAUCCGGCAAUCUGCACGAGAUGCUCUGGCGUGGCUGCCCUCGGCUGUUCCUGGAGGUGACCCGGUUACAUUCGCGGUCGAGAUCAUGAUGGUUCGGCUCUCCAUUCAAUUCGCACCCUAUGUGACUGGUUUCCUCCACAUCCAAACGAACCCAUAUUGGGCGUACUCGACCAAAAAAACAUACAGAAACGCAAGACGUAUUGUUGACAUCUUUUCCCGGGUCGAUCCGACGUUCGAUACAAAGAGGGUUUGUGUUAAGAUUCCUGGCACCUUCGAAGGUAUUGGGGCCUGUCGCAUCCUUGAGAACGACGAUAUCCCGGCGAACCGUGUCGCAACCCUGGCCACCACCCUCUUCUGCAUGGAACAGGCCGUUUUGGCCGCCAAUGCACGGUGCACCUACAUUGCCCCCUACGUCAACGAACUCAAGGUCCAUUUUGAGCCUGGUUAUGUUGAUCAAAACAAGGCUUUCGAUUUCACGCGCCAAGUACAGCAUCACUAUGCCGAAACCUCAGCGCGAACGCAGGUCCUUGCAGCUAGCUUGACGUCCACAGCGGAGGUUUUGCAGUUGGCCGGCAUCCACCACAUUACCGUGUCACCGCCUCUCCUCCGUGGUCUUUCAGACAGCUCACUUCCAAGUGAGCAUGGUAAGCUCGGUGCCUACUUUGCAGCUGGGCCGGAAUCAAAGUUCGACAGGAAAGCAUUCGACGCUUUAUAUAGGGGAAGGGAAAGUGCAUAUCGCACUUUGUUCACCAGAAGCGGGCAUGGAUCGGCUGAAGUGAAGCUUAACCAAGCCAUCAAUAUAUUUUGCGACAAGCAGGAUGAGCUCGAAGAGGUUGCUCGUCGGGCUCUAGACGACGCCAUGGCGAAACUGUUUACCCAGCGCCUGGGACCAUACCAAGCCCACGUUGGCGCCGCACCGUUGAGCAAGACAUGGGUCGCUGAGACGGACUUCCUGGGCUCGCUUGCCGACAAUGCUCGUGUCAUGCUCUACACCUACAACGCUGACCUGGCUGCCAACAUGAAUGCAGCCAGCAUCGCCAUGCAUGCCACCGAACUCAUAGGCCUCAUCAACAGCUGCUGCAGCGACACUGGAGGAGGUCCGUUCAUAUUCGUAGCCCAUGGCUUUGGUGGGCUCAUCAUCAAAAAGGUGGCUCUCGCGCUAUGUCUUCUGAACCCAAGCUUCCCAAAUCAUAAGUCGAUCAGGGCAACUGCAGCCGGAAUCAUUUUCUUGGGGACGCCACACAUCAUAGACUCUGAGCCUCUGUUGACCUGCGUCAAAACCACUGUUCUUCUGCAUGCCCGGCAGUCAUCCCGUAUCACGACCAACGAAAUCAAGGAGUACGUUGAGUCGGCCAAAGCGAUCAACCUCAGUUUCACUUCCGGUUUGACCAGAGAACUUGAGAUUGUCAACUUUACUGAGGGUAUUACGACCAACAUCGCGCCCGAUGACGAGCCCGCCUACAUGACAAAUAUCAUCCCGAAAGCCAGUUCUGCCCUGGGAAUGGGCCAAGGUAUCACCGAAAUCAUGGAGUGCACCCAUGAACAAAUGACGAAUUUUGCAUCCCCGACCAGCCACGUUACCAUUACUACCGACGCCCAAAUCACCCCGCCCAAAGUCGCCGCCAUCGACACUGCCUGGAUCGAGGCCGACAAGCCCUGCGCGCGCAAGUGA